This is a messenger RNA of Aphanomyces astaci, 2260 nucleotides long. RefSeq lists its product as hypothetical. Gene Ontology annotation, biological process: cell surface receptor signaling pathway; proteolysis. The transcript is spliced from 4 exons. Gene Ontology annotation, cellular component: membrane. NCBI's taxonomy places the organism in Eukaryota, Oomycota, Saprolegniomycetes, Saprolegniales, Verrucalvaceae. Gene Ontology annotation, molecular function: transmembrane signaling receptor activity; aspartic-type endopeptidase activity. Bases 17 to 2008 code for a protein of 663 amino acids. The record is from RefSeq and is a predicted model, not a curated record.
AUUCCUAUUCCAAAUCAUGCUGCUGUCCUGGGGAAGCAUGGGGCGCGUAGGUGCCGCCGUCCUUGUGCUUAUCAUGACGACUCUAUUGCAGUCCGUCGUCGUGGUAUCAGGCACCCUUGUGCGCAUCCCAUUGUACCGGCGACCGAGGCCCAACAUCGACGCAACCUUCCCAUCACUUGUAGACCCGUCGUUCAUCAUGAAUGCUGCCGCCCGCGGCCACGUUGCCCUGACAAACUUUGUCGAGUUUCAAUUCUACGGCGACAUGACAGUUGGCACUCCACCCCAGCAGCUUGUGGUGACGUUUGACACGGGCAGCAGCGACCUCUGGGUCCCCGGCAGCGCGUGCGUGCAUUGCGCUGGGACGCAUCGGUUCCUCCCGACAUCGUCGUCCACGUUUCAUCUAUCUUCCAAUCCCAACUUCACGAUCGCAUAUGGCAGUGGGCAAGCGCGCGGUCUGAGCGGCAUCGACUCGAUCUCCGUGGCCGGGUUCACGGCGACGGGGGUGCCAUUGGGUGUGGUGGAGCAGGAGGAAGAUUCGUUGAGCAACAUGAAGCCGGACGGACUCAUGGGUCUUGCGUUCGACGGCCUCGCGACGUUCUCGCAUCCGCCUCCGUUCAUGCUGCUCGUGCACCAGAACAGCCCGGCGUUGGCACCGCGCUUCUCAUUCUACCUCACUCCCGAGCCCAACACGAACGGAUCGGAAGUCAUCUUUGGCGGGUACGACGAGGACCGAAUGCAAGGACAGGUGUGGCAGACCAUGGACGUGGUUCCUCAGUACGGAUACUGGACGUUCUGGCGCGUACGACUCCAUAGCAUGCACAUUGGAUCGACGUUGAAUGCAUGCGACGACGGGUGCAUCGCGUUCGUGGACACGGGCACGUCGCUGCUGGGGGUGCCGGAAGCGCAGUACCCGGCCGUGAUGGACGCCAUCUCCCAAUACGCGACCAAGGCCGGGUGCUAUUGUGGCUUUACAACGUACGGAUUCCAGUGCUACAUGUGCUCCAGGUCCAACUUCCCUCUGUUGCGGUUUGGCCUGGGUGGCCACUCGUUCUUUACGCUCACAGGAGCGGACUACACCAUGUGCAUUGGCGCCACGUGUUUGGUGCUGAUCCAAGAAUCGGGCCAAGACAUGUGGACGUUGGGCGAUGUAUUUUUAAAGAAAUAUCAGAGUCUGUACGACAUUCAAGCCAAACAAGUCUCGUUUGCAUGUCCUGUUCAAGCGCUUCACUGCGGCAACGAGAGCGCCGCCGACGCCGUCGCGCGCCCCAUCCUCGACAACGUCAGCCUCAGCCUCUUGGACCCGCACACGAUUUUAAUUCUAUUUCUCAGCGGAUUUAGCAUCCUCGGGUGCUUGUUUAUCAUUGGCACGUACUGGCUGUACCCGACUCUGCAGACCAAGCGCGUGCUUUCGCUUCUGUUUUGGCUCAGCUGGUGCAAUCUUGUCUUCAACGCCCUCGUCUGGAUCGGCAGUGUAUGGCAGUAUAGUGCUACGUCCUUGGGCUGCUCUGUCCAGCUUGUCGUGCAGCAAUUUGCAGGCGUCGGCAUCCUCCUCUUGAGCGCCGUCAUUAGCAUCGAACUGCUCCGCGCCGUGUCGGGAUGGCAGACUCAGACUUCGGAUCUCUCUAGCUGGUACCAUUCGAUCGUGUGGACGGCGUGCACUGCGUGUGCCUGUGUAACGAUAUGGACUGGGGUCUUGGGCUACGUCCCAGAUACCAACUACGGUCCUGGCAUGGCGUGCUGGGUAGGCCAUACUCCAAUCUGGGGGCGCAUUGCGUUCUUCUAUGUGCCAGUGCUGCUGAUCCUUGUGCUAAGCCUACAUGCCCUCCAAGUAGCCAUCUACCGCCUCCACAGCACGAACUUGAUCCAAACAGAGUCGGGGCGGCGCAGCUCCCAACUGCUCGUGUCAUAUGUGAUAGUGUUUGGCAUCACGUCCGUCGUUCCUGCCUGUACGUGUUUGUAUUGGUUGACACUAUUUGCGACUGGCGACUGGAUAAUAGUGUAUGUGUAGUGGUCGGGUUGACGGCGCUGUAUGUAAACUUGCCAGAGCUGGUGCUGUACACGAGCGAAAUGUGCUUUUACGCCCAAGGACUACUGCACUGCUUUGUAUGGGCGUGCAGUCCAUCGUUUCAACAAGCAUAUACGCAGCGAUAUUACGCCCUCGGCAAUCAUGAAGUCGAGGGAUUAGUAGCUGAAUAGAUCAAAAGAAAUAAUACCAAGUUGCGGUCGAUAGUUAAUUCCAUCGUAUAUAUUUGAAAAAUCA